AAUGGCGCACCCGAAAACAGGUGGGUUUCUGCCGGUGCCUAACGUGCAGGCACUCGCGCAGACUUGGAACGGCUCCGGCGAGCUGGUGCCUGACAGGUACGUCAGGACAGAGGAGGCCGUCGCCGAGGAGAUCGCCGCCGCCGCCGGAUGCGCGCUUCCAGUCGUGGACCUCGGCAGGCUCCUCGAUCCCCGGUCGUCGGAAGAGGAGCUCGCGAACCUCGGCUCUGCCUGUCAGCACUGGGGUUACUUCCAGCUCAUCAACCAUGGCGUGCCGGUCUGCCGGAAGAGGUGAUCCGGGACGUGAGGAGAGACAUAGCCGAGUUCUUCAAGCUCCCGCUCGAAGCCAAGAAGGCGUGCGCGCAGCUGCCGGACGACAUCCAGGGCUACGGCCAGGGCUUCGUCUUCUCCGAGACGCAGAAGCUGGACUGGGCGGACAUGAUCUACCUCAAGCUUCGCCCCAUGGAGUCGCGGAGCAUGAGGUUCUGGCCCGCCCAGCCUCCGUCCUUCAGGAACUCCGUGGAUAGGUUCUCGACGGAGGUGGCGAAGGUGACGUCGUCCUUGCUGCGGUCGAUGGCCGUGGACAUGGGCGUUGAGCCGGAGCGCCUCCUGGAGAAGUUCGGGGGCCAGCCGCAGACCAUGAAGGUGACGUACUACCCGCCGUGCAGGCGGGCCAGCGAUGUGCUCGGCCUGUCGCCGCACACGGACGCCUGCGCCGUGACGCUGCUGCUCCACGUCAACGAUGUGCAGGGCCUGCAAAUUAGAAGGGACGAUGGCAAGUGGCACGCCGUUGAACCUCUCGAGGGUGCAUUCAUCUUCAUCGUCAACGUCGGUGACACACUCGAGGCAAGUACUGUUACAUUAGGUCCAAAUAUAUGAUCUCCCGUAUUUCAGUAAAAUGUUCCGAUUAAUAAUAAAAUAAAAUAUUCUAGGUAGAGAAAUAAAAUGUUUCAUAAAAUCAGACUAACAUUUUGUACUAUUCUGCUAAUAAUUGUUCCAUAUACAAAAAAAUGUUCAAAAAUACAAGGUGCAAUUUUGGUACACGUAUUCUACAAUGAAAGGAUGGAUUUGUUGUUGCAAAAAGCGACCGAUUUUAUGGGUGGCAAUCUGUCAAUGGAUAGAUAGAUUCCCUCCUCUAAUUGUCACUUCAAACUGCAAGAACUGCCCUAUAUAUGAAAAAAAGGCAAAAGACUAAUCAUAGUUUCAAAUUCCCUUGCACGAUUUUACCUGCUGUUAUAUCCAUUUAUUUUGUGGCCUUCAAUACCACUACAAGAAACCAUUUAAUCUGUGACGAAUUCUGACGAAAUUUUUGUAACAUUUUCAGAGAUCGUCAUGAAUAUGCAAUAUGGAUAUCAGGCCCAUAACAUAGUGACGUUUUGUUGAUUUCUUCAUGAAGCAGUCCAUAACCUUUGACGAUUUCUUCAUGAAGCAGCCCAUAACCUUUGACAUUUUAGCAAAUUCGUCGCAAAUAAUUAAUUUAGAAUUCUUGUCAUAUAUAGCACAAGGGGAGGAAACAAAAAUAGAAAAAGAAAAUGAAGCACAAAAGGUGCUCAUCUCGGUGUCAGACCCGGGGCGGACUGCUUAUAGACAUAGAAUGUUCUAGAGUAAGGGAUAGCUCAUGGAUGUACCUUACCUCUUUUGUAACUACUCGAAUAGGUGUAGAACUAGCUGCAGUACAAAAGAAACUACCCGAUUGUGUUGUAGUAGGACUCCAACUGUACUCGGCUAGAACUUUCCAUGUAACCCUGUCCCCCCGGAUAUAUAAGGGCGAGCAGGGAUCCCCUCCAAACAAUCAUCAACACCUAAGGCAAUACAAACCACACAGAAAGUAGGGUAUUACGCAAACUCGCGGCCCGAACCUGUCUAAA
Messenger RNA from Panicum virgatum (switchgrass), 1865 nucleotides. Its product is annotated as 2-oxoglutarate-dependent dioxygenase 11-like. The transcript is spliced from 3 exons. Bases 148 to 876 code for a protein of 242 amino acids. The record is from RefSeq and is a predicted model, not a curated record. NCBI's taxonomy places the organism in Eukaryota, Viridiplantae, Streptophyta, Magnoliopsida, Poales, Poaceae.